Molecule: messenger RNA, 1500 nt
Organism: Aspergillus ruber CBS 135680
Lineage: Eukaryota; Fungi; Ascomycota; Eurotiomycetes; Eurotiales; Aspergillaceae
Exons: 6
Coding region: 1-1500 (499 amino acids)
Source: RefSeq, a predicted model, not a curated record
AUGCGAUACGAAAACUGGGAUGUCCUCCUCUUUCCGGGGGACUCCAAGACCCCGAUCCAGGAGUUCAAGACGCAGUGCUCCGUGAUCCAAGGCAGAGAUUCGCCCUACCUCAACGAUAUGGGACCCGUUCUGGGCCCGCAGUCUUUCACGAUGCCGCCAGGAACCCAGACCUUGCUUCCAGUCCUUGGUAGCUACGUCCCGAGUUUACAGGAGGGUGUCCCGUUCCGAGCAUCUAUUCAUAACUGGGACCAGCCUGUACCCAGCCGGUUGAUGGAUAGCCUGAUGCAGCCUGAUGAUGCGUUGUUGUAUCAUGCUCAGGUCUAUAUCGAUGGGAUUCCGGCUUCGGGAUGUGUCUUUGGUCAGAGGACUACCUGGCCUCAUGUUAUUGACUUAAGCCCCAAAAUCGACAAGAAUGGUGACCAAGAACUCCUUCGCUUUCCGCCAUUCCAUGAAGAGAUACUACAACAAAAGUUGUCGAGCGCGGCCGACUUUUUCGGUAAAAUCGUCAUUGUGAUUGCAGAAGGCUUCGCUCGUCCUCAUCGUUCUCCUCCAAUCGAACGGGUCAGGGAUGUCAUCGCGUUCUCGUUUCAGCAUGGCCCUUUGCAAAUCUUGGAACUUGCCAACAUUGCCUGGCCGAAUGCUUCCAUGUGGAUGCAUGCGCAGCAACAACCUUUCCAAUACAAUUCGGGUCGCACCUCACUCAAUGACCUGAAAGAAUCAAAGGACGCUCAUACCCACUCGCCGUCAAAAUACCGCCGAGCAGCCGCACUUUCGGGCGCUCAUGUUCAAUCUCCGCCUCCUUUUUACGGCACUCUGUCGCCCAAGGCCUUCCAGUUGCCUUCGAACCAGUGGUCGUCCGACACUCCGCGGGAGGCCAUAUGGGUUCGCCAAGAGCCGCAAGCCGUGGGAGAUCCCUUUGGGGAUGCGUAUAUCAUUGAUCAUCAUCGAGGGCCAGGAUCAUCCCAGAGUGAUAUCACUAUGCCUGACUACCAAUCAAGCUCCAGCGGCGGCAGUCGCGCUACUUCCGGAUAUAGCGGCGUCAGCUACGAACACAGCAAGCAGCCUAGUAUUGCUGGUAUGCUUAACGAAGACCAAUAUAGCCGGGUUUUCCGGAAUUUCACUCCGCCAAGGGAGUCGCUUUCCACCCCCAACUUUGCGCCUAUUGGCUACAAUCCCUCUACGGCAGGAUUACGCCAGGUUCAAAGUGCAAGUCGUCAACUGCCAUCAGUGAUGAAGAACGUGUCACUGUCUGGAAUCAGGGAUAUAUCAGGACACAGCAAUAAAUCCCUCGCCACCGAUCCCUUCCGGUCUGCUGCCGGAUCAGAGGCUACAGAGCAGUUCUACGCCAGCCCUGAGGUACAGUCCAAAACCAAACAGUCAAGUUUGGUCCAGAGCGAGCAAGAUAAUUUCGAGACUCCCCGUAAGGGAUGUGACAGAAUUGAACAAACCCCGACGAAGACACCUUUGCAUGCUAGUGCGAGUCUUGAAUCCGUCCUGUGA